UCUUUCUUAUUUAAAAUAAGAUACUGUAUCCUGUAUGUUUCAUUAAUGUAUUUUCUGUCACUAUAUGUUUACAGUUAAGACAGGGAAUAAAGUAAGAGCUCACUUCUUCCAGGGAACUGACAUUUUGGAAAAUGGCUAUCCAUCGAUUUAAGUUCCAGUUGUUUCCAUCUCUGUCUCUGCUCUGUGACAGCCCCGGUAAUGCAGCAGGCCAGGGAAGUGAAGAAGACUGGUGGGUUGCAGUGGCUUCAAGUGCUAGAUCUAGAACUGACUGACUGCAUCACCAGAGUAACAAGGCUCCGGGGUAGAGAGUGUUGUUGACUGCCCAAGCACUGCUCCAAAAUAGCUGAAAGCGAUGGCAACCUACACGUGUAUCACUUGCCGCGUGGCUUUCAAGGAUGCUGACGUUCAGCGUGCCCAUUACAAAACUGACUGGCAUAGGUAUAACCUAAAGCGUAAGGUUGCUGACAUGCCUCCUGUCACAGCUGAGAAUUUUCAGGAGCGAGUCCUAGCACAGAGAGCUGUAGCAGAGGAGCAGAACAAAGUCACUGCCACUUACUGCACCGUUUGCAGCAAGAGAUUUGCCACUUUCAAUGCCUAUGAGAAUCACUUGAAGUCCAAGAAGCACCUGGAGCUGGAGAAGAAAGCUGUUCAGGCUGUUAGCAAGAAGGUGAAAAUAUUAAAUGAAAAAAACCUGGAGAAGGGUCUGGCCGCAGAGAAUGUAAAUAAAGAUGCGAUGAACACAGCUAUUCAACAAGCUAUCAGAGCUCAACCAUCUUCAUCUCCCAAGAAGUUACCUUUACCUCCUAGUAAUGCAAGCAGCUCUCCAGUUUCUGUGGAAAGCACCAGUUUAUCACAGAGUAGAGAGCGAUCCGAAAAGCCUCCGAGGCUACAGUGGUUUGAACAGCAAGCAAAGAAGCUGGCCAAACAACAAGCAGAGGAAGAAGAGGAUAUGGAAGAAGAAGGCUGGGAAGAUAUGGAUUCUGAUGAAGACAAUGGCUCUGAGGAAGAGAUGGAAAGUGUGGGAGAAGAGGAAGAGGAGCAGACAGCAGCUGAAAGCCCUCCUGCCGUUGGGGCCAUACCAGUCACGGACUGCUUGUUCUGCCCCCACCAUUCAAGAUCUCUCAUGAAGAAUGUGGCCCAUAUGACAAAAACCCACAGUUUCUUCAUUCCAGACAUAGAGUAUCUUGUCGAUCUCAGAGGCCUAAUUAAGUACUUAGGGGAGAAAGUUGGUGUUGGGAAAAUCUGCCUCUGGUGCAAUGAAAAGGGGAAAUCAUUCUACUCUACGGAAGCAGUACAGGCUCACAUGAAUGACAAAAGUCAUUGCAAACUCUUUACAGAUGGAGAUGCUGCCCUGGAGUUUGCAGACUUCUAUGAUUUUAGGAGCAGUUAUCCCGAUCACAAGGAAGGGGAAGAUGCGGAGAUAUCUGGAGAGCUUCCAGCAGAGAGGGAGUUGGAGUACGAUGAUGACACCAUGGAGCUGAUCCUUCCUUCAGGUGCGAGAGUUGGUCACCGUUCUUUAAUGCGGUACUACAAGCAGCGGUUUGGUUUGUCAAGAGCCGUGGCUGUUGCAAAAAAUAAGAAAGCAGUGGGCCGUGUUUUGCAGCAGUAUAGAGCUUUGGGCUGGACAAGCCAGACAGGGGCAGCCUCAGCUCAACAGCGUGAUAUGCAGUACCUGCAGAGGAUGAAGUCAAAGUGGAUGCUCAAGAUGGGAAUGAGUAACAAUGCUACAAAGCAGAUGCAUUUCCGGAUGCAAGUCAGAUUUUGAGUACCCCGGAGAGCUAUAUGCAACUGUUCUUGUGGAGGAGGAUUUGAUAGUUUCUGGCUUGAGGAUUCUGUUAUUAAAAUGGACUUAGCACCUAACAAAUGGCAGCGUAUAUGCUGCUGUGCCUUCCUGUCAUGAGAAGAUACCUUGCAGGGAGCUUGUCUCUUCCAGUGAAAUGAUGGUUGAUCUAAUUUAAAAAUUAAAAUAUCUUAAGUGGAAUAUGAUGGAAUAUGUGGCAAAGUAGUCACUGCCAUGAAUAAGGAUGCAUGCAUGUUCUUGCUGUCCAACUUUGUGCAAUUUUCAAUUUUCUCUAGGGCAAUUGACACUCUCUCUGUCUAACUUCAGUUUCCAAUUCUGCAAAAUGAUUGAGGCCAAGAGAAGAUCCUAGAUCUAGGAGCCUGAGGGGGGUUAUUCACUUGUGGUGCCACACACAUUAACUGCGUGUGUUGGACUUCUAGGUGGUACUAUUGAGGUGAGAAUUUGAGAAGAGAUUAUGGGAAGGUUAAAUGUUAAUUGUUUGAUGAAACAAACUGACAGUGUAACUCCAGGAUUAAUUUUGUCCUGUGAAAUUGACCUUAAUUUCUUAAUGCUCCAGCUCAGGGCUGCAUUAGUAACUUACAGCGUAGUUGUUUGUGUUGAAUUUCAUGGAUUUUCAUGAGCUUAAAAACUGUUCAAGAUUACCAUAACUUUUAGGUGUAUGUCACUCUAAACUUCUGCUGAUUUGGUAAAGAUCUGCUGAUUAAAAUUCUGAAGUUA
Messenger RNA from Struthio camelus australis, 2518 nucleotides. The record is from RefSeq and is a predicted model, not a curated record. Lineage: Eukaryota; Metazoa; Chordata; Aves; Struthioniformes; Struthionidae.